AUGGUCCGUUUAGCGUUGCGGCCACUGUUUGUAAUUUUUAUAAUUACGAUAUCAUGGAUAUCGAAUGUUAAAGCAAACAUCGAAUCACUGAAUAGUAUAUUUGACCAACAAUGUUCAGGGAUGUUUGCAAAAUCGGCGAUUCCUGGAGGUUCCGAUCCAAAAAUUGAAGUUACAUACUCCAAGGAAUCACCGUCGGAUGCGGCCGUAAUUGUCUACGAAUGGGCCGAUAAUAAUAACUUUGGAGUUGAUGUUGAUGAAGGAAAAAAGUAUAUUUGCGAUGACACGGCCAUAAAACAAAACUUAUGUUCAGAAUCCGAACUCGGAAAAUUUAUUGUGUCAAAGGGUCAAACUAGCAUUCUUACUAGCACAUUUAAAGUCGCCGGUAAAGAUCAGAGCAUUUCGUAUCCUGUCAAUAAAACUGGUUAUUACUGUGUUGCGGCUCUAUCAUUAUUGAAAGGUGGAGAUUUCCUUGUGGUCAUUGAUUGGCGUAAUCCAUACGGGGAAUUGCCAGCUGCUGAUUAUCCAAAAUUACCAUUUUACGGACUUUUGUCAUUGACAUACUUGGCCAUCGGGAUUGUGUGGAUGACGCUCAGUAUUGUGCACUGGCGUGAUAUUUUACAAGUUCAGAAUUACAUCUCGGCAGUAAUUCUAUUUCUCAUGUUGGAAAUGGCCUUCAAUUGGGGAUACUGGGAGAAUUACAAUACUUAUGGUUACUCAUCAAAAUUUCUACUCGGGCUGGUGGCGGUCCUAAAUGCCGGAAGAAAUUCGAUUUCUUUCUUUAUGCUAUUAAUCGUUUGCAUGGGUUAUGGGGUGGUCAAACCUACCCUUGGAAGUACCAUGAAUAAAUGCCGUGCCUUAGCCGCGGCUCAUUUCAUCUUUGGUAUUAUUUAUGCGGCAGGGACGAUGCUCAUUAAUCCCGACACUGCCAGUCCCCUUAUAUUCCUGGUCAUUUUUCCCUUGGCCUUCACGAUGACAGCAUUUUAUGUAUGGACUCUUCAGUCCAUCACCACAACCCUACAAACUCUUGAAAUCCGCCGUCAAAAUGUCAAGUCACUGAUGUACAAAAGGCUUUAUCGAUUGUUGGUUUUUUCGGUGUCCGUUCUUGGUAUUUUCUUCUUCAUCAAUAUGUUCAACUACAUUCAUCGUGAAGACGCCGACUGGAUACCAAAGUAUUGGCAAUGGAGGUGGUUCCUAUUAGAUGGAUGGUUAAAUAUCCUAUACCUGAUUGUAUUCUCCGUGAUUCUCGUUAUCUGGAGGCCAACUCGUAAUAAUAAGAGAUAUCCUUUUCCUUCCAACGAUUCUUUUUAUUCUGAAACCUAA
Acaulospora morrowiae is the source of this 1320-nucleotide messenger RNA. The record is from the annotation of a GenBank genome assembly. NCBI's taxonomy places the organism in Eukaryota, Fungi, Glomeromycota, Glomeromycetes, Diversisporales, Acaulosporaceae.